GUCCUUCACGCUGAGGAUCCAGACAGUGGUGGGCUUAAGUAACGUAGAUAAUCUGCCUACAAGUGUCUGCUCAGCAGUGAGUGAAGGUAGUGUUCAUGGAUUUGUGGUCAAUGAGGAUAUAGUGGUACAAUAAUACACAGCCACAUCCCAGUCCAAGCCCAUGUGGCAUCUCUGUUGAAUGCAGUAGAUGUUUACAGCUGCGCCUUGCAAGAGCCUCUACAGAAAAGAACUUGGGUGGAAAUGUCUUUGCCAACCUUCGUCAGCCUGUCAACAGCCACCUAGCAACUGUAUUGCCAAGGGCUCUACCAACAACCCUCUAUUGUACAGAUACCUGCAAUGCUAGGUGCACGGGCUUUAGUCAUGGCAAAAAAAUGCUGCUGCUUGUAUUAGCUGGUUGUUCAGAUACUAGUUUGUUAAACGGAAGAGCUGCAGGAGGCACAAUGGUAAUUGUAUUCUGACACCUGAUAACAUCACAAAAGAUACGGAAGAUGGUGAGAAUGGGGCCUUUCUUGAGAAUGGGGCCUUUUUUUGCAUAAUUUCAACUUAAUUGUGGAACUUUCUAUCAAAGGAUAGUUUUUGAUUCCUGGGUCGUGACAGAUUCUUACCUGUUUGUGUUCAAUGGGACGACAAAUUCACUUUGUGGUUGACCCUCAGGGUUGGUGCUGCAUGGGUCUGAUUAUCUUUGUCUGGCUGUACAAUACAAUCAUCAUUCCAAAAGUCAUCCUUUUUCCUCACUAUGAAGAGGGACAUAUUUCAGUUCUUGCAAUUUUGUGUUAUUACUUCUGCUCGUUGUUUUGUAUAGCUUCAUUACUAAAAGCCUCAGUAGCUGAUCCAGGAAAGCUACCUGAAAACCCAAAGAUACCGAUUACAGAACGAGAAUAUUGGGAAUUAUGUAACAAAUGCAACAUGAUGAGACCAAAGCGUUCACACCAUUGCAGUCGUUGUGGACAUUGUGUGAGGAGGAUGGAUCACCACUGUCCAUGGAUUAAUAAUUGUGUUGGUGAAGACAAUCAUUGGCUGUUUUUACAGCUGUGUUUCUACACUCAGAUCCUUAGUUCAUAUACGCUCAUACUUGAUUUCUGCCAUUACUACUACUUUUUGCCUCUGAAAAAAGAAAAUUGGGAAGGGAGGAAGGGAAGAAGAAGAGAAGGAGGGGAAGAAGGAAUGAAGGGAAAAAGGAAGGAGAAAAGGAAGGAAGGAGAGAAGGAAGGAGAGAAGGAAGAAAGAAAGAAAGAUGUUUUUGUAUUUAGACACGAACUUGCUCUCCUAAGAAUAUCUGCCUUCAUGGGUAUAAUAAUGUUAGGUGGAAUAAGUGGACUCUUUUACACUCAGCUUAUGGGUAUUUUCACUGACACUACAAGUAUAGAAAAAAUGUCAAAUUGUUGUGAAGACAUAUCGAGGCCCCGAAAGCCAUGGCAGCAGACCUUCUCAGAAGUUUUUGGCACUCACUGGAAGAUCCUGUGGUUUAUUCCUUUCAGGCAGAGGCAACCACUGCGAGUUCCCUACCACUUUGCCAAUCACGUCUAAACAGAUGGAUGGUGGGCACAGAUGGGUCCUCCAUGCUGGAAGUGCAUUACAGGUUUUAUGAUAAUAGGACUAUGACAGUCUUCAAGUCAAUUAAAAUCCACCCACCAAUCAUAGGCACAACAAUGUGCCUCAGUCUUUAUUUUAAUAGUGGUCUUGAUUCUGUUCUGAGAUUAAUACAAGUUGUAUGUUUCACCGUAGGCAUAUUUACUUCCAAAUUAGCUUUCCAAGGGGAUUUCUUUUGUAUUUGAAGUGAAUACCAAAACCAAAUGACUGGAAUGCAGUCUUACUUUAUUUGUUUCGUACUGGCUCUUUUUUUAUUUCGGUAGAAAACACUGAAAUUUACAUUGAUUGCUAGCUUUCCCACCAAGUGUCUUAUUCUGCCUUGAAUUUUUCUUAGUGUUUUUAUCUGUAGGUCUGUCUGGAUAAUAUUUAUGUCUUUUUUCUGCUACAUGUAUUUAAAGUUCACUGGCACUGCCAUUUAUUUUUGAUAUGCAAUAGUAAUCCUGUGGCACUGCACUAUAAAAGGUAACAUUUAAAAACUGAGGCAGACUGCUUCCUAAACCUCUCUCAGAGAGGUUUAUAAAAAUACAUGUCAAUGUAUGUGUUUAUAUAGAGAAAUCAAACAUGUUACAGUUAUCUUUCUACAUAGAUACAAUCUUAGUGAGAAAUAUUCCUGUCUUUAUGUCAACAAAGGCGGUGAUAUGUUUCAGGGUAAAGUAUGCUGAUAGAAAGCAUGUUUUCCAUAUAUCACAAGGAUUUCUUUGCAAUAAUUCAAUAAAAAGUUGUAUGGUGCAAAUACUCAAAUGAUUACUUUUCUAAAAAUGUGGAUUUAACUAGUUAACAUGAUGUACCAUAAAAAAGAGUAUAUUGUCAAUAAAGUUAUAAAUUUUAUAUUUA
This is a messenger RNA of Strigops habroptila (Kakapo), 2424 nucleotides long. It is a transcript of the gene ZDHHC21, whose product is annotated as zinc finger DHHC-type palmitoyltransferase 21. Gene Ontology annotation, cellular component: Golgi apparatus; endoplasmic reticulum. The record is from RefSeq and is a predicted model, not a curated record. Gene Ontology annotation, molecular function: protein-cysteine S-palmitoyltransferase activity. Lineage: Eukaryota; Metazoa; Chordata; Aves; Psittaciformes; Psittacidae. The transcript is spliced from 10 exons. Gene Ontology annotation, biological process: protein targeting to membrane; peptidyl-L-cysteine S-palmitoylation. Bases 619 to 1527 code for a protein of 302 amino acids.